Messenger RNA from Microstroma glucosiphilum, 1077 nucleotides. RefSeq names its product Translin. The transcript is spliced from 3 exons. Gene Ontology annotation, cellular component: cytoplasm; nucleus. The record is from RefSeq and is a predicted model, not a curated record. NCBI's taxonomy places the organism in Eukaryota, Fungi, Basidiomycota, Exobasidiomycetes, Microstromatales, Microstromataceae. Gene Ontology annotation, biological process: RNA metabolic process. Gene Ontology annotation, molecular function: single-stranded DNA binding; RNA binding; sequence-specific DNA binding. Bases 78 to 923 code for a protein of 281 amino acids.
CUGCAUGACAGAUCUUCUCGACGACACCACCACUCCUCGUCCUCACAUUCACCUCUACCACUGUUCCCUCCCCCGACAUGGCUGCUUCCCACGUCGAUCUCGCUCCUCUGCUCCUCGAGCUCGAAGCGGAACGCGCCCUUUCUGAGACCAUCCGUGCCCGUGCAAAGGAAGUCGAUGCAGUGCAGCGCCAGAUCACCGCCUCGCUCAACCGCGUACACUCCACUCCAGCCGCCCAAGUCACACCUCUGGUCCUCUCCCUCGCGCCCCUCUUUGAUCAACUCCGUCAACGUAUCCGAGAUGUAGUCGAAGUCGUACCAGACAAUCAGUUCUGGAAGUGGAACGACUGCUGGAGCUUCACCCUACAGAGGGCCAACUACUGUGGCGCCCUUGCCUGCUUCCUCACCACGGGAACCCUCGUCACAAAGGACCAAUCACUGCACUUUCUCGGUCUAUCGAGUGAUGCGGCUUCCACCUCUCGCCUGACACUCACGACUGAAGAGUAUCUUCAUUCGAUCAUCUCCCUCAUCAAUGACUUCUCACGAUUGGCAGUCAAUGCCGUGACAAUGAACGAUUACGCUACACCGCUGCGUCUGAGCGACUUUGUAAAGGACCUCAGUGCUGGCUUUGCUAUGCUGAAUCUCAAGAACGACUCUCUCAGAAAGAGGUUCGAUGGAAUCAAGUACGACGUCAAGAAGAUCGAAGAGGUAGUCUACGACAUCUCCCUCCGCGGACUACUCAAGGACCGCUCUCCCGAGUGGGACCAUAUGGGACUGGGCGUAGAGGUGGAUGAGCAGACCAGGAGCCAGAUCUGGGGCGUGAUCACAGGCGAAGCUGGAGCAGGAGCAGGAGCAGCUACAGCUAUGGGUGCAACUCAAAAGCGGGCCGUUGGGAGUGGAGCAGAAGAACAGGCUAUGACGAUGUGAGCAGCUAUAAGACAGAGAGGGCAGAAGACGCAAGAAGGCGCAGCAAGCAAGAAGCCUCGGACGUAGGAGGGCGGUUGAAACGUCUGAGCUUCUGUCAUACACCCAUACGCAAUGUACAAUACCAUCACACUGAGUCCUUCAGCGACCAUUUUCA